AUGUCGAAGGCUUCAAACAACUCAGAACAUUCGUGGUUCGAGAGUGAAACAUUAAGAUACUGGAAAUAUGUUUCUGUUUUCGGAAUCUUAUUAGUAAAUGUAAUUAACGAAAUAAUCAACCCGUCAAUCGAUUUCGAAAUGCAUUAUUCUAGUCUUUCUGCUAUUUUGGUGUUUUGUUCAGCAUUCUGGAUUUUCGUGAUCUUUGUUUUACAGAAAGAUGCUCGAAAUGUGAUAUUCAAGAAAUCUGGAGUUGUGCAUGAAAGAUUUAACCAAUUAACAGAACAAAAUAUCUGA
This is a messenger RNA of Clunio marinus, 294 nucleotides long. The record is from the annotation of a GenBank genome assembly. NCBI's taxonomy places the organism in Eukaryota, Metazoa, Arthropoda, Insecta, Diptera, Chironomidae.